This is a messenger RNA of Blumeria graminis f. sp. triticale, 3252 nucleotides long. Lineage: Eukaryota; Fungi; Ascomycota; Leotiomycetes; Helotiales; Erysiphaceae. The record is from the annotation of a GenBank genome assembly.
AUGGACGAAGAUUUGUUUGAUGUCUUCGAGGACACUCAAAAAGACGAUACUAUUCCUAGAAAACCCAAAAAAAAUCGUCCCGAUAAAAAGAAAGAGCGAACUAAGAAAAGAGCCACCAGUAACGAGAUCAAGGGCGCUCCAGACAAUAAUGAUGAUGAUGAUGAUAUCCAGAUGACUGGGGUGGACAGCAAGGGCAUGGUUGAAGAGAAUGAAAGCAGUUCUGCGAAUGGAAAUAAAGUGGUAAAAAGGCGCCGCCUAGAUGAAGGUGCUGAGCCAAUCGUUACAGACACAUUUCAAACAGAGUCUUCGAGAAAGGUCGCUGCAUCAGCCGGGCUCUUGGGUAAAGAUGAUGGAACUUUAGUAAUACAACACAACAUUCAACAUCAAGUCUCCCUGCCACCAGGCUACGAAUAUGUCCCCAUAUCACAACAUAAAUCACCCGAGAACCCGGCUCGUACCUGGUCAUUCGAAUUAGAUCCUUUCCAAAAAGUAUCCAUCGCAUCGAUUGAACGCGGAGAAUCAAUUCUAGUCUCGGCGCAUACAAGUGCUGGAAAGACAGUUGUCGCAGAAUACGCGAUCGCACAAAGCUUAAAGAACAACCAGAGGGUCAUCUAUACCAGUCCAAUUAAAGCUCUCAGUAAUCAGAAGUAUCGAGAGUUCCACGCUGAAUUUGCAGAUGUAGGGCUAAUGACCGGAGAUGUCACAAUCAACCCAACUGCAACAUGCCUAGUCAUGACAACUGAGAUUUUAAGGUCUAUGCUAUACAGAGGGUCAGAAAUAAUGAGGGAAGUACAGUGGGUUAUUUUUGAUGAAAUUCACUACAUGAGAGAUAAGGUUAGAGGUGUUGUCUGGGAGGAAACUAUAAUAUUGCUACCCGAUAAGGUUCGAUAUGUUUUCUUGUCAGCCACUAUACCGAAUGCUAUGCAAUUCGCAGAGUGGAUUACCAAAACCCAUCACCAGCCGUGUCACAUUGUAUACACUGAUUUUCGCCCAACUCCACUUCAACACUACUUUUUCCCCGCCGGAGCUGACGGAAUACAUUUGAUUGUAGACGAAAAGGGAAACUUUCGUGAAGACAACUUUCAAAAAGCAAUGUCAUCACUUCAAGAUACUAAAGGCUCAGAUCCAGCAGAUAUCAACGCAAAGAGAAAAGGGCAGGGUAAUAAUAAGAAGACUAACAAGGGAAUAUCCAAGGACGAUAAUGCCGAUAUAUACAAGAUUGUGCGUAUGAUUAUGAUGAAGCACUAUAAUCCUGUGAUCGUCUUUAGCUUCAGCAAAAGAGAAUGCGAAGCGUAUGCGUUAAAGAUGUCCACCAUGGCUUUUAACGAUGAUUCAGAAAAGGCUAUGGUGACAAAGGUGUUUGAAAGUGCUAUCGAGUCUUUAUCGGACGAAGACAAGCAAUUGCCGCAGAUUCAGCACAUCUUACCCCUAUUGCGCCGUGGUAUUGGGGUUCAUCAUUCUGGGUUACUGCCAAUUUUAAAAGAGACUAUUGAGAUUUUAUUUCAAGAGAAUUUAAUUAAGGUUCUUUUUGCCACUGAAACAUUCUCGAUUGGCUUGAACAUGCCGGCAAAAACUGUCGUAUUCACAAGUGUUCAGAAAUUUGAUGGCACUAAAAAUCGAGAUUUGACCCCUUCUGAGUUCGUGCAAAUGUCUGGGCGUGCUGGUCGCAGGGGACUUGAUGAUAGAGGAAUCGUCAUCAUGAUGAUUAGCAACAACAUGGAGCCAGAAGCCUGCAAAGAAAUUGUUCGAGGGACACAAGAUAAUCUUAAUUCAGCAUUUUACCUAGGCUACAACAUGAUUCUCAACUUGAUGCGGGUGGAAGGCAUCUCCCCUGAAUUUAUGUUAGAGCACUGUUUCUAUCAAUUCCAGAACACCUCAGGAAUCUCUAGUUUAGAAAAAGAGUUAGAAGAACUUCAUCUGGCGAAAAGUAGCCUAACAAUUCCUGAUGAAUCAACCGUCAAAGAGUACGUAGAGCUUCGUCAGCAACUUGACGACUAUGGCAAGGACAUUCGAAGCGUUAUAAAUCAUCCAAACUACUGUUUACAAUUUAUGCAGCCGGGACGUAUGGUAUAUAUUAAGUAUGGUGAUCAGGAUUUUGGUUGGGGAGCUGUCGUAAAUUUCAAGCCACGCAGACCACCUAAGGGAGAAGAUGCUAAAUAUCCGCCACAAGAAUCUUAUAUUCUUGAUGUUCUUAUACCAGUGUGCCGGGACUCCUCCGUCAACUCACAGAUUCUAGGUAAAGAUAUGAAACCUUUUAUACAACCGGCCCUCGACGAGAAGGGUAAGACCAUAGAAAUUGUUCCAAUGUUUCUCUCGUGUGUUGACACUAUUGGGCACAUCCGCAUAUUUUUACCAUCGGACCUCACUCAUGCAAGCCAACGCGAGACUGUUGGUAAAUCCAUCGAAGAAGUAAAGCGUCGAUUCCCCGAUGGCAUCGCCAUUCUUGAUCCAAUAGAAAACAUGGGAAUCACUGACAUUUCAUUCAAAAAGCUUCUACGCAAGGUUGAGAUCCUUGAAUCUCGACUAUUAGCAAACCCACUGCAUAACUCUCCUCGUUUAGAAAAUCUUUACAAUCAAUACACGAGCAAGCAGGAAAUUAGCUUGAAAAUUAAAGAGAAAAAGAAGGCAUUCUCAUCUGCCCUAAGUAUUAUUCAACUUGAUGAACUUAAAUCACGCAAACGAGUUCUCCGACGCUUAGGAUUUAUAAAUGAUCAAGAAGUUGUUGAGCUCAAAGGACGUGUUGCAUGCGAAAUCUCCUCUACAGGCGACGGACAUGAGCUCCUUCUUUCCGAACUCUUGUUCAAUAGAUUUUUUAAUGAAAUGACACCCGAAGUAUGUGCAGCUACUUUGUCAUGCUUUAUAUUUGAGGAAAAAAGUCAAAUGGCACAACCACUCAAGCCGGAGUUGAAGGAUCAUUACAGUGCGAUUCAAGCACAAGCAAGAAUAAUUGCAAAGGUCAGCAUGGAAAGUAAGCUGGCAAUCAAUGAAAAAGAAUAUGUAGAUAGUUUCAAGUGGGAAUUAAUCGAUGUAGUUCUAGCGUGGGCUCAAGGCAAAUCUUUUGCUGAGAUCUGUAAAAUGACCGAUGUUUACGAAGGAUCUCUUAUUCGUCUCUUUCGACGUCUCGAGGAAUUACUCCGCCAGAUGGCCGAGGCCGGUAAGGUCAUGGGAUCUGAAGAAUUGUCCAAAAAAUUUGAGGAUUCAUUGGCAAAGAUAAGACGCGAUAUUGUCGCAGCCCAGUCUCUCUAUUUAUAG